AUGCCAUAUGACCGAUGGGAGUCGGAGGUACCAUUAGCGACACCGGAGCAGAGCACCGAUGUCGGCCCGAGGGAGGAGGUGGAGAAGAUGAAGCAGCUGAAGCUGGAUCACGACACCAUCAAGACAUCGGAUGGCAGGAGCCUUGAGGGCGAUGUGCUGCAAUAUCUCAUUGACCCUCUCCCCGUCGAUGAGUUCCUUCAUGAAAUUUGGGAGGAGCGUGCGUACGUUGUGAACAGAGACGACUCAAGCUACUUCGAGGACAUCAUGACGUUUGAAGACUUGGAGGUUGUGAUGAUGAUGAUGACGACGACGAUGCUGACGUUGACGAUGACGAUGAUAGUUUUUUGUUAUGGUGGAGACGGUGUUAUGGAGAACAAGAUGGAUGUAUUGUGUAAUGCGAUGGGCGAUGAAGAAUUCGGGGAGAUUUUGUUCUUCAAGAACCAGCUACAGACCCACUACGAAAACGCAUUCCGGGCGUUUCUGGACGACGCCUCAGUGGUCUUGAAUCACGUCGACAAGCAGUGGCCGGCGAUCAACAUCAUGUGCCAGAAGCUUCAAAGUCGCUUCCCUCACACGUUCUGCAACAUGUACCUUACUCCUGCUGGCAGCCAGGCUGUACAUCCCCACAGUGACGACCGGGACGUGCUCCUGAUUCAGAUCUGGGGAACAAAAGAAUGGCUGGUGUAUGGGUCUCCUCAGACCCUCCCGUUCUCGGACGAGCAGGUUGGAAAGUCGGGGCAGAGGCUUGCGGAGGGGACGAUCGGGCCUGUCUCAUUGUCUGCGACGCUCAAGACUGGGGACACGCUCUACAUCCCCCGAGGAUUUGUACAUGAGGCGAAAGCACAAGAGCAUGGUUCAUUGCACAUCACCAUUGCAAUCCCAACACAAGACUUCACGUGGUCAGGUGUCAUGAUGGAUGCGAUGCGACAGAAGCUGAGGGAGGAGAAGUAUAACAAGUGGAGGAGGUGCGUGCCUUUGACUCUCCUGCCCAACGGAAACAACGACAAGUGGUAA
Guillardia theta CCMP2712 is the source of this 1014-nucleotide messenger RNA. RefSeq lists its product as hypothetical. NCBI's taxonomy places the organism in Eukaryota, Cryptophyceae, Pyrenomonadales, Geminigeraceae. The transcript has 15 exons. Bases 1 to 1014 code for a protein of 337 amino acids. The record is from RefSeq and is a predicted model, not a curated record.